CUGGGUCCUCUCUUAAUAAAGUGUAUCGCUCAUUAUUUUUACUUUCCUGUAUUUAUUUUUUGAAAUAAAAGUUUGAACUAUACUGAAGAAACUAUAUAUAAUAUCCACGUGAUUAUCAGUAGUAAUCGCACAAUGAAAGAACAAAUUUUAGAGCCCGAAAAGUGCCUUGAAAUCAUCAAGAAAAAAAUGUGUUUGGAUUCUGUGAACGGUUUUUCCUAUACCUAUGAAUUUAAACCUCCAAAGGAAUCUUCAGGGUUAUUGGGACAGUACUUCAAUCUGAAAGUGAGACUUGUAAAACGAAACUCAUCAGAAGUACAAAAAUUGAAUUUCUUUAUUAAGAUGUUUCCUAAGAAAGGAGUCCAAUAUAAUUUUGUCAAAGCGAGUGGGUGUUUUGAAAUAGAACUUGGCCUCUACGAGAAAAUAUUUCCAAAAAUUUUGACUUCAAAGGAGACAAAUUUAGUUCCUGCAUGCUUCCUGUGUCAAAAAGAUUUUGCUCUGGUUUUUGAAGAUAUGACCUCUCAAGGAUAUAGGAUUCUGGACAAGUUUCAGUAUCUCCAACUGGAGCAUUUUUUAAUAAUUCUCAAACAUAUUGCACGAUUUCACGCCAAAUCGUUGAUUUUUGAGGAGAAAAACAAGAGAACAGUCCUGGAGUUGUGUCAUGCAAAUGAAGUUUUAAUUAACAAUUAUAAUAUUGGUUGUCAAACAAAUUUUAACGAAAUUUUUAAAAAUUUGUUUAUACUGGUGGAUUUAAUCCGUGAUAUUGACUCUGAAAAGAAGGAGAAAUUUAAAGCUAAGAUUGAUAGAAUUUCUUCUGAUUAUUAUGAAAAGACUUCGUUUUCGAGAAAGUCCAGAAAUGUUUUGUGUCAUGGUGAUUUGUGGAAUAAUAAUAUCUUGUUUAAAAAUAACAAAAAUGGAAAAGAUGACCAAAUUUGUUUCGUCGAUUUCCAAAUGGCAAGAUACUGUCCUCCUGCGUUCGAUCUACUAUUUUUUCUUUAUUGUACAACCUCAAGGCAGUUUCGCAAGGAACACUCCACAGAAAUUUUAUUUUCGCAAUACUAUGAGACUUUAACUGAAUGUUUAAAAGAAGCUCAAAUAGAUUUAACUGCAAUUUUUUCGUGGAAUGACUUCAUAGAGUCAAUGGCAGAAAGUAAAUUGAGUUGCAUGAUAUAUGGGUGUUCAAUCAGCUCUGUUUGUCUUCUCGGACCUGAUGCAUCAGUUCAGAUUAGCAAAGAAUCAUUGUCGAUGUCUAAAAUUCUUUGUAAAGAAUUUAGGGGAAAUGAAAAAUACAGAGAAAGAAUGCUUGAUAGUAUGUUAGAUUUGUAUGAUCAACUUAUGAAUUAAUGUUCAGUAUUAACAUGUAAAAUUCAUGCAUUAAAAAAAUCAUAAUUAUAAGUUUUCCAUGUUCAAUCCUAUUGCUAUAAC
Belonocnema kinseyi is the source of this 1422-nucleotide messenger RNA. RefSeq lists its product as uncharacterized. NCBI's taxonomy places the organism in Eukaryota, Metazoa, Arthropoda, Insecta, Hymenoptera, Cynipidae. Bases 133 to 1341 code for a protein of 402 amino acids. The transcript has 2 exons. The record is from RefSeq and is a predicted model, not a curated record.